This is a messenger RNA of Neurospora tetrasperma FGSC 2508, 2073 nucleotides long. RefSeq lists its product as uncharacterized. The record is from RefSeq and is a predicted model, not a curated record. Gene Ontology annotation, cellular component: nucleolus. NCBI's taxonomy places the organism in Eukaryota, Fungi, Ascomycota, Sordariomycetes, Sordariales, Sordariaceae. The coding region runs from base 1 to 1671 and encodes 556 amino acids. Gene Ontology annotation, biological process: rRNA processing; positive regulation of transcription by RNA polymerase I. The transcript has a single exon. Gene Ontology annotation, molecular function: protein binding.
AUGGCAGCCGAAGUGCAGCCGCUGGCGACGCUCAAGUUGCCCACGGUCGUCAGCCCCAUCACGGCCGAGCAGCGCUACUGGAAGUCCUUCAAGAACCAGAAAUCACACACCUCGACGGCAGCAUGGCCCAUCUCGCACAUCAGCUUCCCCGGCUCCAGCAACGGCUCGGCCGCCUCGCACUCACUCGUCACCGCCGCCAAGACCAACGACCUCUUCGCCGUCACCUCGGGUCCCCGCGUCGACAUCUUUUCCAUCCGCAAGCGCGAGCUGCUCAAGACCAUCGGCCGCUUCGACUCUCAGGCCCACAGCGGUGAGAUCCGCGCCGACGGCCGCGUUCUCGUAGCCGGCGAGGACUCCGGCAAGAUGCAGGUCUUCGACGUCGGCACCGGCACCCGCGCCGUCAUCCUCAAGACCUGGCACGUCCACAAGCAGCCCGUCUGGGUCACCAAGUGGUCGCCCGCCGAGCUGACGACGCUCAUGUCCUGCUCCGACGACAAGACGGUCCGCUUGUGGGACCUGCCCUCCAACGCGCCCUCGCGCCUGUUCGCCGGCCACCAGGACUACGUCCGCAGCGGCGCCUUCAUGCCCGACCGCAACAACCUCCUCGUGUCCGGCUCCUACGACUCGACCGUCCGCGUCUGGGACGCCCGCGCCCCCGCCGGCUCCGUGCUGACCUUCAAGCACGCCGACCCCAUCGAGGAAGUCCUCCCCUUGCCCGGCGGCACCACCCUGCUGGCCGCCACCGGCUCCGCCAUCUCCGUCCUCGACCUCGUGGCCGCCAAACCUCUACGCCUCAUUACCAACCACCAAAAGACCGUCACGUCACUCAGCCUCGCCUCCAACGGCCGCCGCGUCGUCUCCGGCUCUCUCGACGGGCACGUCAAAGUCUUUGAAACCACCAACUGGAACGUCGUUUCCGGCUCCAAGUACCCCUCGCCCAUCCUCUCUCUCUCCGUCAUCGCCGCUGGCGCAGGGCACGAAGACCGCCACCUAGCAGUCGGCAUGCAAUCCGGCGUUUUGUCCUUGCGCACCCGUUUGUCAGGCGCCACGGCGGAGAAAGCCCGCGCCCGCGCUGCCGAAGACGCGCUCAUGGUCUCUGGCGCCACCAGCAAGCUCGCCAAGAUCGACUCCGCCAAAGCCAAGCGCAAGCGCAACGCCGCCUCCAACAAAUCCAUGGCCUUGCUCGGCGAAAACGUCGACGUGAUCAUCCCCACCGACGCGACCAACUCCGCCGGAGGCCGCAAGCGCCGCGUCAAGCUCAAGCCGUGGCAGCGCGACUUUCGCGAGGGCCGGUACGCCGCCUGUCUGGAUGCCGUGCUCGACUUGUCUUCGCCCGAGUACCAGCCUGUGACUGCCCUGUCCGUGUUGGUGGCGCUGCGCCACCGGUCUGCCCUCCGCGAAGCCCUGGAAGGUAGAGACGAAGUUACUGUUUUGCCUUUGUUGAAGUGGGUCAUCAAGUACAUCUCCGAUCCGCGGUACGCGACUGUGUGCGUGGACGUGGCGUUCCAGCUGUUUGAUAUCUACAGCGAGUACGUGGGCGGCAGCUCGGAGCUGGCGGAUCAGUUUGCUGUGAUGACGGGUAAGGUGAGCAGGGAGGUGGAGAAGGCGCAGAUGGCAAUUAUCACAAAUGGUAUGGUGGAGAGUUUGAUGAUUGGUGGUGCUGAGGCUUAGGAAGCUGAGCCAGCAUCGGACAAGGCCCUCGAGGCUGCUGUUUGAUCAGAAGAAGGUGGUGGUUGGAAGGGGAAGGGGAGGAAAGAUAUGGAUGAGUUGUGUGGAUGGGUGGAAUAAGAAAGAUGUAAAGAACGGAUGGGAUGUGUUAUACCACAAAGCAGGAAGGACGCGGAAGGGAAAAAAGGAGAGGGUAAAGGAUCCCGGAUGUGUUGGUUCGGUUUGGUUCGGUUAGGUAUCAUGGUUUUUUCUUGAUAUCAAGCCCUGCAUGGCGUCGGCGUUCAAACAUCCUUUUUGGCUUUUUGUACUAAUCUGGGCUCACAAAAGUAUACAUACGGUUACAUAAAAUAAGGGGUUGGGACUAGAUACCUCGAGAUAGAUACCUUAGGAGAAUCAGUAAAAGCC